This is a messenger RNA of Cladocopium goreaui, 5151 nucleotides long. The record is from the annotation of a GenBank genome assembly. Lineage: Eukaryota; Dinophyceae; Suessiales; Symbiodiniaceae.
AUGUUGCAGAAGCAGUUUCAUGAAGAGCUGGCGAGUGCAUUUGACGAUCAUUGCAGGAGACUUUACUGCAAGCUGCCUCAGGUGGAAUGGGAUGUCCAUCUUGAUUCACAACGCAGUGCUGCCAUGGCCAAGUGGCAUAAAAUUGUGUUGGCUGACCCGAUGUCUUUUGAUGUUUGCAGGAUGCAUUUUCAACCGUUGAAAACGGGACUUCAAGGAGGCAAGCUUCAGGAUGACCUGAGAAAUGUGUUCUCAAGCAAGAGCACUUCCACACUUCAUGGCAGGGCUGGUCCUAUGAUGCGAUUUUUGCAUUUUUGUGCAGAUAUCACAGAAGAGGUUGUGUAUGCCUUCAUGCAACAUGUGGAACAGUCUGCAGCGCCGACCUUUUUGAGGAGUUUCCUCAGCUCCUUGGGGUUUGCGUUGCACGUGGUCGGUUUGAUAGGUGCCAAAAGAGUCUUGGAUUCCCGGCGCAUCAAGGGCUUGGCCGACAAGUGCUACCUGCAGAAGAAGAAGACGAGAUCCAGGCUGCCGCUGACUGUAGAAGAACUGACAACGUUGGAAGAGAUUGUUCUUGGCUAUCGAGGUCGUGGUCUUCCAGACAGGCAUGCGGCUGGAUGUUUUCUUUUCAUGGUGUACGGACGUACAAGAUUUUCAGACAUGCUCAAUGUUGGGCGUUUGGAUUUCGAAGCUGGUGAUGACGAAACUGGGUACAUAGAAGCCCAGGUUGCCAGAUCCAAAACCUCCUUUUCAGUUGACAGAAAGGUUCGUUUACUCCCGAUGACAGCAGCCAUGCAUGGCGUCACAACUGAAUCCUGGGGCAAGGCUUGGGAGACGGUUUUGGAGAAGACCGGCAUCACGGCUACACAUGGUAAGCCACUGCUCCCAGGGAGGACUCCUGAUGGUUGGCACACUUUGCCACUUACGGCAGAGGCGGCGACGAGCUGGCUUCGAAGCAUGUUGCAGUCUGGGGAGCACUUCCAGGAGGACAGAAUCAAGUCCAUUGGGACGCACUCGUGCAAGUCGACAAUUUUGUCGUGGAUGGCAAAGUGGGGUUCCUCGCCUGACCUCAGAAGGCUUAUGGGGUACCACGUUGCUGAUAAGAUGUCCACGAUGCUCAUCUAUGGCAAGGACAACACCAGUGCUGGGCUUCGUGAAAUCGAUGUGAUUCUUGAAGCAAUCAGACAAGGUGAAUUUCUUCCCGAUGCAAAGCGAUCCGAGAUGUUUCCUCAUGCGGAGGACGCUGCAAAGCUUCUGGAAAGCCAAGACCAAAGCGGUUUUGAAGGCUACUGUUCUGGAAGUUCCUCAGAGGACUCAGCUGAUGAGGACCAACCUGAUCACCUGGCUCAUGAAAAAGCAGAGAAUGCGGUCCUCGGCAAGUGGGAUGCCGGUGUGGACGUCAACAAGCUGCCCGAUCAGGCGGUUUACUUCAGGGCAGCAGCAGCAGGAUUGAGUGAAGAGAUUCGUGCAAGUUUGGAUGGCGCUGGACUCAACACUCUUUCAAAGUUUGCAUUUGCAAGUUCAUACGUGCCUGGUGCCGGAGAUGAUGCAGAGUUUGUGAAGACUGUGAAAACAGUCCUUGGCAGGGACCCUACGCUGGGAGAACUGGCAUCAUUUCGAAAGCUUUUGCAUGAAUCCUAUUUACUUGUCACACAAGAAAUGAAACAACAACUGGAAAGGAGUGAAGAUGUCCAGACACGCAAGUUGACACAGCCAGAGCGUGCGGACCUUUAUGAAAGGCAGGUCAAGCGCAUCACAGGCUUGACAUUGCGUGGACCUCUGGAACCAAGUGAUGGACUUGUUGAUUUGUUUUGUGCGAUGUACGAAGCAAACAGGCUUCGAUUUGUGCCUUGGGAAAAGUAUACAGCAAAAGAAGCAGAGAUUGACAAAGAAGUUCGCACAGAACAUUUGUUUGCAGUGGAUUCCAGUGGCAAGCUUAAAGUUGAAGGGAAAAAGCCAGACCCCGUAGCAGACACCUCAACCGAGAUUUUGCUUCAGUACGCACUCCAGCGUAGGGGCUUGAGCAUGGACCAAGCUAAUUUGUUGGAGUUCAAGACCCACCAAUUAUGGGUUGACCGUGUGCUCAAAGUAAGAUUGCAAGCACCUCCUGCAGGUUACACAAGGACUUCGUUUCGCCAGGUGCUCGAAGCCGACAAAAAGCUCUUUGAAGAGCUCGCCAACGCCACAAGGCACGGUGUUCAGGCCACAGUCAGCGGUAGGCCGCUAGACCUUGUCUUCGAAGAUUGUAUGAACAAACCAGAGGUGGUUCAUUUGCUCCAACCGUUGAUGGGUAAGAGUACGGAAUACAAGAGCGAAGAGAAGCCUGCCCCAAACAGGCCUAGUCCAUAUAGGCCGCAAAACCCUGGAAAAAGCAAAGGCAAAGGCAAGACGCAGGGAAAGAACAAGGGAUCUCCAAAGAUGCCUUUGGUGCUUCUCAAUGGAGAUCACGAACACUUGCCGUGGUCUCACAAGAAUGACAAUGGACAUGUUGUAUUUGACACUAGCAAAGAGGCUGCGUAUCCGAAGAUCUUUUGUGAGCGUUUUGCAAAUGUGUUAGCAGACAUGGCUGGUAUUGCUGACCUGCAGGUUACUGACGGCCUGUAUGACAAGACGGCUCUACUGGAUGCAAGGGAUGAACCACUGCUUUCAGACAAGCGGGCUGUACCUGAUUCACUGCUGAAAGUGGUUUGCAGGAUCCUCAGCAGAUCGCCCCUCGAAACUAUGAAGUUGCGUCUUGAGAUAAUUAAGACGUGGAGGGGCCUAGCAGAUUCACUGGCAGAAGCAAAUCACCAAAUUUUCUCCAACACGGACUCUGGUUGCGCCCUGGUUUUAAAGGGCAAACACUUGGCUCUGCUGGAGAAGCUUGCGACUGACUUCGACUGGCCGGACAAGAGCAUACACCAAGAAAUCAGGCAAGGCUUCAAACUCAUAGGGUCUCUUACAGAAGAGGAACUCGUCAAGCAACUGAAAUUUCUGAAACCGGCACUUUGGGGCAAGGUCCAAGCUUCCCCAAAAAUGGACUACGAAGAAGAGUUGUGGGAAGCAACCAUGCAAGAGAUGAAACAAAAACACUGGUUGGAUGGUCCCUACUCCAAAUGCGAAUUGGAUGUGCUGUUUGAGGACAAUUGGUUGCCGGUACGCCGGUUUGCAGUGUGGCAGCGUUCGAAGUGGAGGGCCAUUGACGAUUUCUCAGAGUGUGGUGUCAAUUCAACCUUCUCUUACCUGGAAAAAGUGGAUUUGAAGGCAUUGGAUGAGAUUGUGUGGAUGGCCUGCUGCUUCGUCAGGUACUGUGUGUUUGAGAAUCGUUUUGACUUCACGCUGGCCUCUGGCGAAAAACUGUGUGGGAGCGUUGACCCCGAAUGGAAGCAGAUGCCGGAAGAUCAUUCGUCGGCCGCAAUCAGGGCGUUGACGUCGAUGCUUGGGUUCGAGUGUUCGCUGGACAAGGAACUUCCUUUUGCGGAAACUGCAGAAAUGCUUGGAGUCAUGCUCGACCUGCAGCAUGCCAGUACUGGGACAAUCAAGGUUGCGAACAAACCCAGCAGGAUGGACGAGUUGAAAUCCACCGUGCAACAUAUCAUCGCUUCUGGCAGGGUUGUCACGAAAGACUUGCCAUCACUUUUUGGGAGAGCUUUGUUUGUGGAAAGUCAGUUUAUGGGAAGAGAAGGACGGCUGGCUUUGUCUGAACUGAGAGUCAUGGAGCGGAGUAAGUUGCAAAGUGUUGUGCUCUCAGAUGCACAAAUGGAUGCUCUAAAGAACUUGCUUUUGAGGUACCAGAAAGCGGAGCCGAGGUUACGCCAGGACAUCUGUCUCUCAGAUUGUUGCGGCAGACAAAGCCGUGUGGGCCAAAUUGAUGGAGAGGAAGGGGUGAACCCCCGCCGUGAUGCAUCAGGUGCCUUGCCCUUAGAUUCAUCCCUCAUGAAAGCAUUGGAGUCUUACGCAGUUUCCUUUACGUUAUUGCCAUUGCCUCAGCAGAAGAAGCCUUCUCCAGCAACACCAGCACCGAAGCCGAAGGCUGCGGUCAAGACCACCCAUUUUCAAAAGACGUCCAAGGGCAAGGGUAAAUCAAAGGGUUCCAGCAAAGGACCUCGUGUCCCGUACCAGAUCAUCCAGGUUGAAUUCUGUGAUAAGCCUGCACCAGUUUUGCCUGUCAAGGCGAUUGCCAAUGCCUUCACCCAAGCUUUGGCUGCCGAUGGGUGGAACCCUCCAACAGCCUCUUGGGAAGAAUUGCAAACCAACCCAAAUUUUGCAGCCAUGAGUCACCCAAGAGCUUUUGGCUCGUUGCUGCCAGAAGUCCUACGGGUUGCAGUGGAGAAAAACCGAACCUUGUCCAGCAAAGAUCUUGCAGAAUUGCGUGCAAACUGGUUCAAGAAGUGGGUCCCUAGAGCAAAAGCCCUUGCCGCUCAAGAAGCAGAAUUUAAAAGCAGUUUAGCCCCCCACCUUCAACAUAUUUUAAAGCCCAAGAGACUGUUGCUCUUAAAAGAAAUUGUUGAAUGCGAGGGGUACCCUGACCCAGGGGUAUUUGAAGAAUUGGCGUUUGGCACAGAGCUUACGGGCAGUGUGCCUUUAACUGGUGUCUUUGACCCUUCCUUCAAGCCUGCGGUUUUGACGGAGUGUGAACUCUGUGAACGUUCCAGCGAAUCCAACAAGGCCAUUUAUCAUUCAGUCCGCUCCUCUGGCGAUUCUGAGGUUGACACCGUAGUGUUCCAGAAGACAUUGGAAGAAAGAGAUGCAGGGUGGUUAAGGGGUCCAAUUCCUUUCCGUGAGUUAGGUCGAGGGUGUGUCCUUAGCAGACGUUUCGGUUUGAAGCAGCCCAACAAGGUGCGUUUGAUUGAUGACUUCAGCAAGUCCAAUAUAAAUGCCACGGUGCAGACACCUGAAGCUCCUCGUCCUCACUCUACAGAUGUCAUUGCUUCGUUGGCGCUUGCUCUUUUACUGGGUGCUGGUGGUCGAAAAGUUCUCGGAAAAACAUUUGAUUUAAAGUCAGCGUACCGACAGCUUGGGAUCCAUCCAAAUUCCUUGAAUUGCUCCUACAUCGCAUGUUUCGAUCCCGUAUCUUUCAGAUGCUGGCUGUGCCGUUUGGUGGGUCGAGAUCUGUUUAUUCAUUUCUUCGCAUUGUGCGUUUUGUUUGGUGGAUUGCUUGCAAGUGCCUUGCGGUAA